CAGCCGUGCGGUGCCCGCGUGUGUCCCGCUGAUAGUGGCUGGAUGUGGAGGCGGUUGCUGUGCUUGCCGGUCAGAGCCAUGUCUGGAGGGGGCGGCGUCCCCGCGCCUCAUCGCCAGCGGCCGUCGAAGGACUCGCUGCGGCACGUGCGGUUGCGCGAGAAGCGCCUCGGGUUCCCGGGCGCUUCUGAGCGCGAAGGGCCGCGCACCGUCUUCGUGCAGGUGGUGGCGGCGGGGGCGCGAGAUGUGGGAGCCGCGCUCUACGUGUUCUCCGAGUACAACCGGUAUCUCUUCAACUGUGGAGAAGGAGUGCAGCGCCUUAUGCAAGAGCACAAGUUAAAAGUGGCUCGUUUAGACAAUAUCUUCCUCACCAGAAUGAACUGGGCAAAUGUUGGUGGGUUGUCUGGAAUGAUCCUUACCUUAAAAGAAACCGCAGUCCCAAAGUGUAUACUUUCUGGACCUCCACAACUGAAAAACUACCUGGAAGCAAUCAGAGUGUUUUCCGGGCCAUUAAAAGGAAUAGAGUUGGCUGUGCAGCCCCAUACUGAUCCAGCAUAUCAGGAUGACACAAUGACUGUCUAUCAAGUUCCCUUGGUAGGCAAAAAGCCUGAAGAUUGGGAAAGGCUUCCUCCAAGGUCUCCAUCACCAAUUGGUGGGGCUGAUGGAAAGCAUAUCUCAGGACCAAGAUCUCCCUCUAUGGAGCACCAAAGCCUGAAAGAUGACACGAGUAAAGAAUUCCCUGAUAAAAAGGAUGAAAGAUUCCACACUGGUCAGAAGGACCCAUCUCUUGUGGUUGCAUUUAUUUGUAAGCUCCAUCCAAGGAAAGGGACUUUUUUGGUGUUGAAAGCAAAAGAGCUUGGCUUGCCUGUUGGUACAGCAGCAAUUGCUCCCAUCAUUGCAGCUGUGAAGGAUGGAAAGAAUAUUAUGUUUGAAGGCAGAGAGAUUUUGGCUGACGAAAUCUGUACCGCUACAGACAAGGGUGCAGUCUUCAUCAUACUGGAGUGUCCUCAUGAAGGCUUUAUAGAUGCAGUCUGUGAAAACACCACAUUGCAAAGGUAUCAAGAAGGAAAGCAAGAGAAUCAUGUGGCUUUAGUUGUUCACAUAACACCGGAAUAUGUUCUGCGGGAUAGUCGGUAUAAGCAGUGGCUGGAAAGAUUUGGUACAAAUACUCAGCACUUGAUACUGAAUGAGAAUUGCCAAUCAGUGCACCAUCUCCGCAGCCAAAAAAUUCAAACACAGCUCAACCUCAUCCAUCCAGAGAUCUUUCCAAUGCUCACCAACUACCAAAGCAAGGAAGAAGAGGCCAUGUUCAAUGUACCAGUUACACGAGGAGAGUGCCUUCUCAAAUACCAGCUGAGGCCCAAACUAGAAUGGCAGAGGGAGGCUGUUCCUGCUUGUAAUUCUGCUGAAUUUGUAGCUGAAGCCUUGGAACUCCCUGACUUCCAAGAUUCUGUGCAGAAGUGCAAAGAAAGUUUACCAGUCCAGUCAGUUGAAUCAGAAAAGACAAAUAGCUACCCAGAAGUUGUAUUCUUAGGGACCGGCUCUGCAAUUCCAUCAAAAAUCCGGAAUGUGAGCUCCACUCUGAUAAAUAUUAGCUCUACCCAGUCUCUGCUUCUGGAUUGUGGAGAAGGAACAUUUGGCCAGCUCUGCCGCCAUUAUGGAAAUGAAGUUGACAAAAUACUUCAUAACAUUGCAGCCGUUUUUGUGUCUCAUAUACAUGCUGAUCAUCAUACAGGCUUGUUGAAUAUCUUGUUGCAGAGACAUCGUGUGUUUAGAAGCCAGGGUCAACUUACCAGCCCAGUGAUACUGGUUGCGCCUACACAGAUCAUGACAUGGUUGCACCAAUACCACGACCAUUGCCAAGACUUCCUGAUGCACAUCAAUAUGAUUCCUGCUCGGUUCUUAUUGGAAGGGUUUGAUGUUGUUAAACCUAAAGCAAAAGCAUUCAUUUGUUUGCUUAUGGAAAAAUAUGACUUUGCAAAGUUUCAGACAUGUGAGGUCCGGCACUGUAAGAAUGCCUUUGCUUGCUCCAUGAUCCACAAAUCUGGAUGGAAAAUAGUCUAUUCUGGUGACACUAUGCCCUGUGAGGCUUUAGUUGAAAUGGGAAAAAAUGCUUCACUGUUGAUCCAUGAAGCAACAUUGGAGGAUGGCUUGGAAGAGGAAGCUAUAGAGAAGACACACAGCACUACUUCCCAGGCAAUUGAGAUUGGGAUGAAGAUGAAUGCUGAGUUUAUUAUGCUGAAUCACUUCAGCCAACGCUAUGCUAAAAUUCCUCUCUUUGACGAGGAUUUCAGUGAGAAAGUUGGAAUUGCAUUUGAUCAUAUGCAGGUGCGCUUUAGUGAUUUUGCCACAAUUCCCAAACUGAUCCUGCCCUUGAAAGCCUUGUUUGCGGGUGAGAUUGAGGAGAUGGAAGAGCGAAGGGAGAGGCGAGAGCUGCGUCUUCUGCGAGAAGCAAUUAAGGUUCAGGCUGCUCAUGAGAAGAAGGCAACAGCUAAAAUGAAACUGGACCACAUGGAGGAUUCUCAGGAGGAUUCUCAGGGAGCACCAAACAAAAAACAAAAAACUGCUAAUUGAGGAAAGCAGCAAGUAGCUGCCUUUGUGCCUUUCUGUCAGGGGAAGUGGCUUACGCAUGACGGUGUUGUGCAGAGCCCUGGAGUUUCUAGGAGGCAACUGCACACUUGAGCUUGGCUCACAUUGUUGCUCUUCUGCUAAAUCACCUGUGCUGGUUUUACAAGUGCAAGUUCUGCUGGACAUUUUGGCUGCACGGGUAUCAAAAUGUGCUUCCUGGUUGCAAUAACCAGAAAUAUGGUCUAACUUGAUGGACAUAUUUUAUGUUUUUCCUUUUUUAAGAAUUUGAGGCAAGAGUUGAAAGGUGAUCCUAGGCCAAGGGAAAUCGGGCUGCUUCAACUAGUGGGGAUAGGAUUUCCACAAUAAGUGAAAUUGCUUGGGUUGUUACUUCCUAAAUAUUUACCAGUUUUUAGGUGAUGAGUAUUUUACAGUACAAGAGGAUGUGAUGUAACCGUGCAUGCCUCAAAUUAGUACUAAAGACCCAGGAUUAUGAUUCCAGUAUUCUUCCCUACUUAAGUAUUAGCAGCACAAUGCUGUAGGUACUCUUUGUACACCCACACACAGAUUAAUUCAGGAAAGUAAAUAGAAUUUACUGAAUACAUUACUUUGUGUGCAUGUUAUUCCAAACUACUUAAUCAGUUUUAUCAAUACAAGGAAAAAUAUUUUAGAAUUGUGCUAAUCUAUAUUCCUGCCCUUCUAAUUUAUUACAAAAUAAAUUUAUCCUCUGCUCAUGUUA
Molecule: messenger RNA, 3301 nt
Organism: Varanus komodoensis (Komodo dragon)
Lineage: Eukaryota; Metazoa; Chordata; Lepidosauria; Squamata; Varanidae
Gene: ELAC2
Product: elaC ribonuclease Z 2
Exons: 24
Coding region: 43-2571 (842 amino acids)
Biological process (GO): mitochondrial tRNA 3'-end processing
Cellular component (GO): mitochondrion
Molecular function (GO): 3'-tRNA processing endoribonuclease activity
Source: RefSeq, a predicted model, not a curated record